This is a messenger RNA of Ornithorhynchus anatinus (platypus), 1932 nucleotides long. It is a transcript of the gene PLA2G3, whose product is annotated as phospholipase A2 group III. Gene Ontology annotation, molecular function: A2-type glycerophospholipase activity. NCBI's taxonomy places the organism in Eukaryota, Metazoa, Chordata, Mammalia, Monotremata, Ornithorhynchidae. The record is from RefSeq and is a predicted model, not a curated record. Gene Ontology annotation, biological process: arachidonate secretion; phospholipid metabolic process. Bases 1 to 1932 code for a protein of 643 amino acids. The transcript has 7 exons.
AUGGAGAGGGCACGGCUGCUGCUGCUGGGUCUGCUGGGGGCACUGACAUCUCUGGGCCUGGUGCUGGGGGAGCCUUCGGAACCCUGGCCCCCACUGGCCUGGGAUAGCACCUUUUGUCACGUGGCAGUCCCCGGAGCCGGGCCGACGGCCGGCCUCAGGUAUCUGAGCUUCCUGAGCCAGGGACCUGCAGGGCUGGGCCUCUUCCAUGCCAGCUGGGAUGGACAGGGGCACCUGCUGGAGUGUGCCCGCCAGGACCAAGCCUCCAUCACCUUCCUCUACCUUACCACCUGUGUCCAGGAGCUGGGCCACAACUCCACCAGCAGGACCAGUGCGAUGGUCACCCCCAGUAGCCCCUUUGCCCGUGCCCCAAACCCUGCCCUGCUGGCAGCUCUGUCAGCUCUUCAGGAAUCCUGGCCGGCCUGCAGUGGGUCCCGGGAGCUCUGGGCAGGAGCCAGAAGGAAGCGGGUGAUCCGGAGCCCCAGGGAAGAGUCUCUCAGCCAGGAGCCCCAGGGCCACGUGGUGGCACCAGUGGACAGGCACCAGAGGGCAAGGAGGGGCUGGACUCUGCCAGGGACACUCUGGUGUGGCUUCGGUGACUCCGCAGAGAACUCCAGCAAGCUGGGAUUCUUCCAAGGCCCAGAUAAGUGCUGCCGGGAACACGACAACUGCGCCCAGAGUAUUGGCCCUUUCCAGUUCAACUAUGGAAUCCGCAACUACCGCCUGCACACCAUCUCCCACUGCCACUGCGACACCAGGUUCAGGCGGUGCUUGCAGAGGCUGCGGGACUCCAUCUCUGACAUCGUGGGCGUCAGCUUCUUCAACCUGCUGCAGAUCCCCUGCUUUGUGCUCAAGAAGGAAGAGGAGUGCGUGGAGUGGCACUGGUGGAGCGGGUGUAAGAAGUAUGACUCUCUACCCCGGGCCCACCUGAGGCCCCAAAAGAGCUAUCAUCACCGGUUGAGCCCACGUCCUCACCGGCAGCGGAGCCAGAAGACAUCCUCGGGGAAGAAGACGUCCAGGAAGCAACAGCUGCUCCCUCCUCUGGGGAAGACUGGGGUGGGGAGUGUGGCUCCUGCCCUGCCAGCCCAGGGCACCCCCAGGUCCCUGGACAGGUGGGAAGUUGGCACCUUGACUACCCCUCCAAGCAACCCGACCCCUGGGCCAGCCUCCACCCCCACCCAUGGGCGGGCAGGACCUCCCUCCCCUCCUGAGAGCACGGCCCCUCCCAAAGAGCCAACAGGCAGGCGCUCCCAGCAGAGCAAGGAUGGAGUGCCCCACAGAGCUAGGGAGCGGCAGCAUGCUAAGAAGAGCUCCAAAGAUGGAGGACCCAGAGCACCAGGGACCCUGGUCCCCACCUGGAGCAACAGCACAGCUUCCCUACCGCACCUGCCCGGCAAAGGGAAGGACCAUCAGGGUGAGGGUUCUGGGGAGACUCUGGGGGAGGAUGGUGGAGGGGAGGUUGGAGUGGAGCGCACCUGCAACAAAAAGAGCUGCCACUGCUAUCAACGCCUGGACCAGUGUGAGAACAGGAUCAGGCCAAAGGAGAGCAAGUUCCAGCUGCACAACCCACACAGCCAUCCCCUCUACCACUGCAACUGUACUCGCCGCCUGGCACGGUUCCUGCGAAAGUCCAGAGGCUUCAACGAAGUGUCUAAUGAGCUCUGGGACCUGCUUCCGACCUCCUGCUUCGAGUUGGUGGCCCCAGAGGACUGCGCCUCGGGCAGUAGCUGUAGUGAAAGUCUCCUGGCCAUCCUGAUGCCCACGAGGCACCUGCAGCAGCUGAGGAGGAAGCAACACCACGUCCAGGGAGAAGGCCCGGAGUGGAAGAAGAUCAAGGAGAAGAGGCGGCGGCGGCAGGAAGAGCUCCAGGUCCCAGGGAAGCUGUUUGAUAUAUGCCUGCAGAUAGUGGCCGCAAGACAGAGGGCUCCCCUCUGA